Molecule: messenger RNA, 1325 nt
Organism: Cladocopium goreaui
Lineage: Eukaryota; Dinophyceae; Suessiales; Symbiodiniaceae
Source: the annotation of a GenBank genome assembly
CCAGGCGAAGCUUCAGUCUUCACCUACAUGAGCUCCAUCAACAACCUGGUCUUUGCUUACAACAAUCAGUUUAACGUUCCGCAACUCACUGGAGAGCUGACACCGCAGCCGUCCGUCAGGGGAAUGACCAAGGUCUCCAUGUUCAGCACGGUCAUCGCCUUUUGCCUCUAUGGCGUGGUGUCGGUGCUGGGAGUGUUGGCCUUUGGCGUGGCGGAGGGGCAGAAGGAUUCCCUGAUUUUGGACCUGACGCCUGCGCGCAAACAGGUGCAUGUCUUGAUUUCUCUAUUGGCAGUGAUGUUCAGUGUCCUCACCUGCUUCCAGUUCCACGUCUAUCCCGUGCGUCAGUUCCUGGCCUACAACGUGCGAAAACUGCGGGGCCGCAGUGCCAGCGAUUGCGAGAAGACCGAUGUCUCCUGCUAUGGCCGGUCCAUGACCCGUUGGUAUGAUAUCAUUGGGGCCCUUUGUUGCGUCGUUGUGAUGGUUCUCAUUGCAGUCGUCAUCACCAGCCUUCGAACGAUUUUGGAUUUCAUCGGUGCUUUUGGCUCUGCCUACAUCUCCUAUGUGGUGCCACCUCUGUGGAUCAUCGCUCUUCGUAGGAAGUCACAAGGGAGCAGCUUCCGCUGGUUCAGUGCCGAGAUGUUGUUCUGUUUGGCCUUCUUGGGCCUGGGCAUCUUCCUCUUCGUCUUCGGCACCUAUGCAGCCACGGCUCAGCUGCUGAUGGGGGCAUGAGACAUACUGAAACUGGUCUGUUCAGGUUUCUUAGAGGUUUCAGUGUUUCAAAGCUGAACGUGUGUAAAGACUCACGCCUAUCAGUUCUUUAAAAUUGUAUGAAUUGUGUACCGGCAUGUACUGGCAGCUUGAGGAGCCCCGUGUUGGAUUGGCAGGCUGCUAAAGCGCGCGAAAUGUGUGUUGAGAAGAUUCAUCAGUUUGCUUUGGAAGCCAGAAGUCCAAACCACCGCAUUUCUCAAGAAUGUCGGAUUUUGAUUUUCUGAAUUGUACAGAGCGGAUGAUUGGUAGGGUUUGUCUUGUUAGCUUCUCCCCUUGCCGGAGACGAUGCAUGCUUCAACCUCCAAUAUUCAGCUGAAAGGACAUCUAGUCAGAGACGGAUGCGCCUACUUCCAGAACAGCUGGACUAUAGCUGGUUGGUGGUUUCAAACGGUUAACGGAAGCUGAUGAUCCCCACUGACAGAGAUUCUUUGCUGCUGGGUCAGCCCCCAACCAGAUUACAGCACGUCCCUUGUUCAGGGAGAGUUUAGCCUUCAAAAGCAAGGCAACUGCAGGAUCCUUCGGAGUCUCUUCCGGAGUCAGCCAACAGAUCAGCGAAA